Penicillium griseofulvum is the source of this 1014-nucleotide messenger RNA. RefSeq names its product Rag GTPase GTR1. Lineage: Eukaryota; Fungi; Ascomycota; Eurotiomycetes; Eurotiales; Aspergillaceae. Bases 1 to 1014 code for a protein of 337 amino acids. Gene Ontology annotation, cellular component: Gtr1-Gtr2 GTPase complex; fungal-type vacuole membrane; nucleus. The record is from RefSeq and is a predicted model, not a curated record. The transcript has 2 exons. Gene Ontology annotation, biological process: positive regulation of TOR signaling; cellular response to amino acid stimulus; regulation of autophagy. Gene Ontology annotation, molecular function: GTP binding; GTPase activity.
AUGGAUGCUCGGAAGAAAAAGAGAAAGGUGCUCUUGAUGGGCAAGAGUGGAUCGGGGAAGUCAUCCAUGCGCUCAAUCAUCUUUAGCAACUACGUCGCAAAGGAUGUCCGACGCCUAGGCGCUACAAUUGAUGUGGAGCACAGCCACGUCAAGUUCAUGGGUAACCUCACAUUGAAUCUAUGGGAUUGCGGAGGACAAGAUGCCUUCAUGGAAACCUAUCUCGCCUCGCAGCGCGGCAACAUCUUCUCAGACGUCGCAGUCCUAAUCUACGUAUUCGAUAUCGAAUCACGGGAAGUUGAACGCGACCUAGAAACCUACCACUCGAUAAUCGAAGCCCUGCGCGAAUUCAGCCCAAACGCCUACGUCUUCUGUCUCGUGCACAAAAUGGAUCUUAUCCAAGCCGAGCACCGCCAACGCAUCUACGACGAGCGUUCCGCCGUAAUCCGCAGUCGAUCCAGCGAUUUCCGCGUCGACACCUUCGCAAGCAGCAUCUGGGAUCAAUCGCUGUACAAAGCCUGGGCCGGAAUCGUGCACAAGCUCAUCCCGAACCUAGUCGUCAUCGAGCGCUUCCUAACUGCCUUCGCGAAGAAAAUUAACGCCGAAGAAGUCAUCCUCUUCGAGCGUUCCACUUUCCUCACCGUGACCUCCGUGACAUCCGAAGUCGGCGACCUCAAUCCAAUCUACGACCGCCACGAACGUCUCUCGAAUAUCAUGAAAGCGUUCAAGCACUGCGCCGCAAGAAACACACUCACAACGCCGGCUUCGGCGGGCUUCGUCGUCAUGCACACGAAAACCCCCCAGUUCAAUAUCUUCCUCGGCCGAUUCACGGAUAACACUUACAUCUUCCUGGUUGUGCCUCCCGGCGAGGCUUCGUACAACUGCGCCGUGCUCAAUACCAUGCUUGCCCGUGAAGGAUUCUCGAAAGCUGCUGCCGGUAGCGGUGGUGGUGAUGGGUUCCCUCUUCCUCCGCCGGAAUCAGCGGAUGAUCAUGCGACGAAUGGGAAUCCCGUUUAA